This is a messenger RNA of Rangifer tarandus platyrhynchus (Svalbard reindeer), 1098 nucleotides long. Lineage: Eukaryota; Metazoa; Chordata; Mammalia; Artiodactyla; Cervidae. The record is from the annotation of a GenBank genome assembly.
AUGUUCGGAGGAGAAAUGCCAGAGCUGCCGGCUGAAGGCUAUCCAGACAAAAGAAAUAUCCCCAGGAUGGACUUUCUGGUUCUGUUCUUACUCUACCUGGCGUUGGUGCUGCUUGGUUUUGUGAUGAUCUGCGUAGGCUCGAAAACCCAUUACUUGCAAGGCGUGACCAGCAGAGGGGCACAGAUAUUUUCAUAUAUAAUUCCAGAAUGUCUUCAGAGAGUCAUGCUAAGAGUGCUUCAUUACCUCUUCCAUACAAGAAACAACACCUUCGUUAUCCUGCAUCUCAUCUUGCAAGGGAUGGUUUAUACCGAAUACACCUGGGAAAUAUUUGGCCUCUGUCAACAGCUGGAGUUCUCUUUAUAUUACCUUUUCCUGCCUUAUCUGCUGCUGAUUGUAAACCUGGUUUUUUUCGCCCUAACUUGUGUAACCAACCCUGGUACCAUAACAAAAGCAAACGAAUUACUGUUCCUUCAAGUUUAUGAAUUUGAUGAAGUGAUGUUCCCAAAGAACGUGAGGUGCCCUACUUGUGAUUUAAGGAAACCAGCGAGGUCCAAGCACUGCAGUGUGUGUGACCGGUGCGUGCACCGGUUUGACCAUCACUGUGUGUGGGUGAACAACUGCAUCGGGGCCUGGAACACCCGGCACUUCCUCUGCUACCUCUGGACGCUGACGGCCUCGGCCGCCACCAUGGCCGUGGUGAGCGCCGUGUUCCUGGUCCGGCUGGUGGUGAUGUCAGACGUGUACCUGCAGACUUACGUCGAUGACCUCGGCCACUUGCAGGUUGUUGACACUGUCUUUCUUGUUCAGUACCUGUUCCUGACCUUCCCAAGGAUCGUCUUCCUGGUGGGCUUCGUCGUGGUGCUGAGCUUCCUCCUGGGGGGCUACCUGUGCUUCUGUCUGUACCUGGCCGCCACCAACCAGACCACUAACGAGUGGUACAAAGGCGACCGGGCCUGGUGCCAGCAGUGUCCCCACGUGGCCAGGCCCCCAGCAGCGGAGCCCCGGGCCUACCGGAACAUCCACUCCCGUGGGCUCUGGGGCAACCUUCGAGAGGUCUUUCUACCUGCUACUGCGCGUUAUGAGAGAAAGAAGAAAUAG